AUGACGGAAGCAACCAAGACACAUGUGCGCGGCUCUACUGAUGUAUUAGAUGAGGAUGAACUUCAGCACGGCGAUAGCAGUGACCAGGGGGAAUCUGAUGGAGGAACAGACGAUGGAGAAAGCGAUGGAGAAAAACUGGAUGACGGGAGUGAUGGGGCGGAAGCAGAGGAUGAAGGACAGGACGAUGAGGAGGGAGACGAGCUCAACCCCAAUGCUGGGUGGGCGGAGGCCAUGGCUAAGGUUCUGGGGAAGAAAACACCAGAGAGUCAACCUACCAUUCUGCUAAAAAACAAACAACUAGACAAGAUAAAGCAGAAAGAGAAACAGGAACAGCAGGAGAGAAAGAAUCAGGUGGAUAAGAAGCGAACAUGGGAGAUGAUGUGCAGAGAGAAACCGGAUGUGGUAAGAGACCGUGAAUCCGAAAGGAAUCUACAAAGAAUUGCUACCAGAGGGGUGGUCCAGCUCUUUAAUGCUGUAAGGAAACACCAAAAAACUAUGGAUGAGAAAGUGAAGGAGGUUGGUGGCUCAGAGAGAAAGAAGGCCAAAAUCCUCUCCACAGUUUCCAAGAAAGACUUCAUUGAUGUCCUAAGGAGAUCAGAGGCGGGUGCUGAUGUGGUCAUGAAGAGGGGAAAGCAGACUGCUGCCGGAGCAGAGGACAAGCCUGCUUGGAGUGUCCUUCAAGAAGAUUUUAUGAUGGGGGCUUCAAUGAAAGACUGGGACAAAGAAAGUGAGGAGGAGGAGGGUGAGCCAGAGUCACCAGGUGUGUAAUGAAUGGUAAGUCGUGCAGAGACUAUCCAUACUACAGUGACUGUGGACAUGUCACUAAACCCGCCCAACGAGGAAGGUGGAAGACCAUGGGAUCUGUCAGGGAGCUGGAGCUAAACUGUGCUAAACACCUAAUAAGGAGAAUGUGAUGAAAACUGUUCCUGUUCUUCCGUGCAGAAGUAGUUUUCCCCGGCUGAAACUCGAGGAAUUUGACAUGGCUCUGUGUUGAGGUUCCUCUAUCAAUUAUUUUUCAUAAUCUGCUGUUUUGUCUUUUUGGCUACAUUGAAACCGUGGCUAUUGAAUCACCUGUACGAGUUUUGUACCCACCAUCACUCUGUAAAUAUUUUGUUACCAAUUCUAGAUUUAAAUAAAAAGACAUGUCUUUUAGUUGCUAUGAUUGUUGGGAUGUUACAGGGU
Molecule: messenger RNA, 1182 nt
Organism: Lampris incognitus (smalleye Pacific opah)
Lineage: Eukaryota; Metazoa; Chordata; Actinopteri; Lampriformes; Lampridae
Gene: rrp15
Product: ribosomal RNA processing 15 homolog
Exons: 5
Coding region: 1-768 (255 amino acids)
Biological process (GO): maturation of 5.8S rRNA; maturation of LSU-rRNA
Cellular component (GO): preribosome, large subunit precursor
Source: RefSeq, a predicted model, not a curated record